ACAUUUCUCUUGAAAAGCAAAGCAUGCAUAUUUCCGUACUUCCUUCAACGAUCGCAAAUAAUAACAAUAAAGAAAAGUUCGAUAAUGAAGCAUCUGGUAGCGGUAAGGCAGUAAAUAAAGAGAAUGAAACUACUAUAGAUGAUGCCAGUUUGAAUAAGACAUCUAUAGGUCACAAUAUCACAAUGGAUGGUGUUCAAAAAGAACGGACUAUACCAUUCAUAGAACCAACUUUAUCGGUUAAUGAGAAAGCAUCUAUCGAACAUCAAUUUAGCACGCCAAUGGAUGUAGAUACCUUUUACUUGGACGUCGGAAUAAGAGAUAUCUCCGAUGUUGAGCGAGUAGGAAUAUUAUUAAGAAAAGAUCGUUCAGAUUCUUUCAGAAUUUUAAAUCCACAAACCCUAGCAAAUUGUGUGGGACUUGAUUUAAGUGAUAAAGAUCUACUUGCGUUUCAUUCAUCACCUGAUGAAACAAUUCUGUCAUCUACAUUUCGUACAUUUUCUGAAAUCGAAUUUAAAAAGGCAUGGGAUGACUUUGUUGAUCGCAUUCAAAAUGUCGAUUCAUUGAUUUCUGCUUUGCUAAACCCUAACAUCGAGGGAAUAGUUGCUACUAAUGCAUUUGAGUUAGAGCGCAUUGUAAAUUUAUUGGCGGAAGUAUUUCAUCAAAUAUCUGAUGUAAUCAUAGAAGUACUUCGAGGUUUAUUAGAAUGCAUGGAAGAAACAAGAGUUGUAGAAAUCCUUCUUGGGUGUUGUGAUAAAAAUCGCGGUUAUGACACAUUAUACAAAACUUAUAUCUUACCAAUGCUCCAAGUCAAAAGGUUAUCUUCGCGGACCUUGCAUUUACUUCAAGCAAUUGUGAAGAAGGUAUCUGUUUACGAGGCCUGUACGCUAAUUCAACAAAUGGCGGACAAUGAAUUGCGACACGAAUCAAUCCGUAGGAAAAGUUAUAUUGAGAAAAAUGAAGUAACAAGUGAUAGUACUCAACAUGAUGUUAACUCUAUGCUAGUGGACGAGAAUCCACAAGAACAAGAACAAGAUGAUGUUGAAUUAAUAAUUGAACAAGUUAUUGAUUGCCUACAAAUAAUAUCAAAAGCAGCUCUGUAUCAUCUGGCCCUAAAUGCGAGUGAUGAAAUAAAUCAAGAUUAUCCUACUACUUUUUCUUUUCGAUAUCUAACGUCGUGUCGUCUUUUUUCUGCAAUUACUGUUUUAUUAUCCUCUCAACGUAUACGAGCUUGUUCAAGAUUCCAUGAACUAGUAAAUUCUCUCGGAAAAUUAUGCAUUAUUUUGCUGGGUGCACCUGUCGGAAUGCUUUACUUAGCUCGACAGUUGCAGCAGUCCCGAGAUCAAGUUGGCAACAGUUUAAUUACUAUAUGGUCCAGUCUUCUGUGCCAACAAAACCAAGAUCUGAAUUUACAAGAUGAAACUGAUGAAUCGUUUGCAAAUAUUCAUCCUAUAUCCAUCGAAAGUUGGUCAGAUGUAGAUGAAAUAAGACGAACUCCAGGUGUCGGUGAUAUUUGGUGUGGUCUCGGACAAUCCACUUCUGGUAAUUACGAUGAAGACUACGAUUAUAUAUACGAUUACAGUGAAGAUGAAACAUCAGUUAAUGAAGAAGAAAAUUAUAAUGUGACAAAGGCAAGACAAAUCCUAAAAAUGCAAAGUUACGGAGCCAUCGGUUCUGAAUCAGACUGUUUGGAUAAAUGUAUAAUUCCCUCCGAUCAAUUGGCUGUGGCAUCGACGAUUAUAUAUCUUGAUGCUCUUCCGACCAUUUUAUCUCUCGUGAAUGUCGCUCCUAUUCAAGACACUGCUAUGAAUUCCGCUGCAAGCGAUGCGUUAAAUGCAUUUGGCCGUAUACCUUUGGAGCUACUAGAAUUGGCGAUUAAAUUCUCUCAAGCAUUUCCGUUCUUAUUGACUCAUCAAAUGCAUGAGUUACUAUUUUCGGUUGCAUCCUCAGAAAGCAACUUACGUUCCUUGUGGGAACCAAUAGCUGUGUUUCACGAAACUGGAACAAUUCAAGGAGUCAUUGAUAUCAUCAAGCAUCAGAAGUAUUAUCCAGAAUGUUUGAGAGAUCAUCAUGUUGUUAAUCAAAUAUUGGUCGCAUUAAAACUUCUUAUGUCUUACACCUACACUGAAGGCGGUGUAUUGCAAAUUUUGAAGGCUAGAAUGGAUGACUUUAGCGGAUUUGAUAACGGAGAUACUUUUUUCGUAUUUUUGUUGAGGCUUCUGAAUCAUUCUGCGGAGAUUCUUUCUGAUAUGAGUGACUUUGUUGUCUAUGCCGAACACCAAACUACCGCUGAACCUGCAGCAGCAAUGACUAAUGAUGAACAAACAUUAAACAUUCAAGAACACAUAAAAAGCCAAGACAAUCCAAAAUUUAGCGGAAAUACUACUGAAAACAAUAAGAGCGACCCACAAAGCACAACUUUUACUACAACUUCAGGCGCUGUCCUAUCAUCAGAAGUAUUUGAACAUCGGAGAGAAUUACUAGAUUUAGUAUGGCAUAAUUUAAUAUUGAUACGUAGGCUUCUUCGAGUUGUUUACGGUGAUCCUAAAAAUAGUGCUUCUAAAAGACAUUUCAAAAAUAUCUAUGGAAGAGACGAACUUCCCGAUGACCCUUUACCAUCUCAAAAAAAGUCCAUGAUUCAAAUAUGCAUUGAGCCUUUAUUGAUGCUUAUGUCUGCGUUAGAUCAUUUAGAUGGGCGUUUGAACGAUCAGCUUGGAGCAGUUUCAUUGCUUGGAUUUGAUCAACCUUUCAAAAAUGGUCAAUCAGUCCAAAUUUUCAGAGUUCGUGGGCUUCUUUUGGGCAUGUUUGGAUUAUUAUCUCAAGUAAUAAUUGAAGAAAAAGAUUCCGCAUCAAACGAUGUGAUUGGAGAGUUCAAAUGUCGUUCACGGUUUUUCUCUGAUUUUGCUGGACGCCAUGUAGUGAAACAUUUGAUCAAUUUCAUUUUUGAAGGUCCUGAUAAUUUUUUAAGUGGAUUGCAUAUACUUAAUGAAAUUUUGCCGAUUCCUUUACUAAAAAAUCAAAAAUAUCAACAAACAGAUUCUCACAAUCAUUCAGAGGUUGCGAUGCAUGAUGAAAAUCUUAAUUUCAUAGAUGGAUACAGCUUAUCUACCAAUUUUAGCAAUGUUCAAAUGGAGGCACAGAUUUUUAGAAAUUAUUGGAUCGAUCAAUUGCUCCCAUUACGAGAUGAUAUCAUGCAACUAAUUAGAAGUCUUGCUCCUGCAAGUUCGAAAAUUAUACAUAUUAUGCUGAGAGCGGUUAUUUGUCAACUUAUCGACUUAGACGUUCACGACAGAGGCAUAGGUAGAGGUGUUAUUUCUGUAAUUGUCAACGAGGUUCGCAAAUCACUUAUACAAUGCCGAUCCACGCUUGAGAAAAUUGACAAUCAAAAAGCCAGUCUUAACAUUGAUGAGCUGAAAGAAGGUACAGAGCAAACAGAUGAUACUGUUGAAUCUUCAUCUGAAUUAGAAACAAAAUUGGCAUUAUUCGGACGAUGGAUGAGUCUUUUAACUUCAUUAGCAACCAAUCCAUCAGGAAAAUCUUUAAUACUCGAUUUUCUUGCUGAUACCGCUGAUGAUACGUUAAAUGGUAUCGAUAAACAAGGAUCUCCAGAAAUUUCUCGUGGGCUAUUGUCCUUAUUUUUGGAUUUUAUAAACACCACCAUUACCGCGAAUUUUGUAUACGACCUUAUUAUGGAAUUUUUAUUUUCAAUAUGCAAUUGUUCUAAAAUAAGUUCCGGUGCUAUUAUACCUGAAAUUAAUGAUCUCUCAUCUAUUAUUGACAAUUUACUGAAUUGUGUGAGGAGAGGAAAAAAUGGCCGGCUUCAAAAUCAAUCGUUGAUUAUUUUGAAGAAAAUAGUAGAAACAGAAAUAGGCACAUUAAUAAUUUUAACUAAACAAGAGCAUCGGCAAUUUAUUAGUAAUAUGAUUACCUGGGUUCCAACCCUUUUAAGAUCACCAGAUCUCAGGAUGCAAGAUAUGAAUAUUGCAUAUAAUUUAGUGGUGUUUAUUCUAAAGGUCAUUUCAUAUAUUCCCCACACCGACGAUGAUUCCGUUGGUAUCGAAGAAAUUGGCUCGUUAUCAUUAUUGAUUGAUGCUCAUGAAGGUCUCGAAACUCUUAAUGUAUAUGACAACAUCGAACAACACGUCCUCGAGCUUUCAUUCGACUCAAAUCGUAUUGAGGAAGACAUUAUGUUUGACAAUCAUUUAUGUCAAUUAACCGUUAACGUAAUUCGUACAUUAAAGGAGCAUUUGCAUGCCUAUGCUUUAAAACGAAACGAUCGUUUAAUCAACCGAGAUGAAAUCAUAAAAAAAUAUGAUCUGAGAAUGCUGAAA
Molecule: messenger RNA, 4328 nt
Organism: Racocetra fulgida
Lineage: Eukaryota; Fungi; Glomeromycota; Glomeromycetes; Diversisporales; Gigasporaceae
Source: the annotation of a GenBank genome assembly